Cydia splendana is the source of this 1648-nucleotide messenger RNA. It is a transcript of the gene Gpat4, whose product is annotated as glycerol-3-phosphate acyltransferase 4. Gene Ontology annotation, cellular component: endoplasmic reticulum. The transcript is spliced from 10 exons. The record is from RefSeq and is a predicted model, not a curated record. Gene Ontology annotation, biological process: triglyceride biosynthetic process. NCBI's taxonomy places the organism in Eukaryota, Metazoa, Arthropoda, Insecta, Lepidoptera, Tortricidae. The coding region runs from base 17 to 1648 and encodes 543 amino acids. Gene Ontology annotation, molecular function: glycerol-3-phosphate O-acyltransferase activity.
GCCAGCGGUGCUAUGAAUGACGUCGAAAUUUAGUCAAUCAGUCGUCAAAAUGGCGUUAAUCAUGUCGUUUGUGUCCGUCGCGGUGUCUAUACUUUACACGCCGUUCCUUCUUCUCAUUCUGUGCAUAAUAUUUCUGGCUUCUAUCGGCAAAUCCUUGGGUGUGCGUCGGCUAUACGUGAACAUAUUACUCAAACUUUUCGAGUAUGGCCGCCAGCACAUCGAAGUGGCGAAGAAGCUACAGCGCAACGACAGCUCGGACGACGAGGAGCCUCCCGUGCCGGACGACAAGCCCCCGUCCGCCAUCUUUAAAGAGAACGGCAUCAACGGCACGAAGAUGACAGUGAUAGAGCGAGAAGAGAUACUGGGGCCGUCGCCGGAGCUAAACUAUAAAAGAAGCACGAGCCAGGAGAGGGUUUCCAACGGCGUGCGGCCUGAUAACGCGGGGAAGGGGGAGGGGACGAAAGAGAACAACCUGGAGUUCCACCUCCACCACUGCAUGGACCUGGUGAAGGCCGGCAUGGAGUCCAUCAUCGAGGACCAGGUCACCUCCGUCUUCGAGGCCGAGGAGUUGAGGAGCUGGAACCUCCUCACCAGGACCAACAUGCAGUACGAGUUUCUAUCAUGGCGUCUGACCAUCAUCUGGAUGAUGGGGUUCGUGGUGCGCUACUUCUUCCUGCUGCCGUUACGGAUCAUGAUCUUCGCCAUCGGGAUAAUAUUCAUGCUCACAAUGACAAGCAUCGCCAGCACGCUGCCGCCCGGCAGAAUACAGCGAAUCCUAGGCAUGAUGUCCUACAUGAUAUCCAUACGGAUCAUGAUACGUUCCUUAUCUGUGGUCAUCGACUACCACGACAAACAGAACAUGCCUAAAGGCGGGAUCUGCGUUGCCAACCACACGACUAUAAUCGAUGUGGCCGUUUUGAGCUGUAACCAGUGUUUCUCUAUGGUGUGGUGGCUGGUGUUGUGCACGGCGUGCGUGGGCACGCUGCCCGACGGCCGGCUCAAGCAGCGCGUCAACUACGGCGUCAGCAUCAUGUGCUUCAACUUCCUGUCUCGCUGUAUCAGCGCGGUCAUCACCUACCAUGAUGAUGACAACAAACCGAGGAGUGGGAUCUGCGUGGCGAACCACACCAGCCCUAUUGACGCGUUGGUGCUGAUGUGCGACAAUACAUAUUCACUGAUAGGACAGCGGCACGGUGGUUUCCUAGGCCUCCUGCAGAGGGCGCUGGCUCGCGCCUCCCCCCACAUCUGGUUCGAGAGGUCGGAGGUCAAGGACCGCCACGCCGUGGCCAGGAGACUAAAAGAGCACAUAUCAGUCCCCGACAACCCCCCCAUCCUGAUCUUCCCGGAGGGGACCUGCAUCAACAACACCUCGGUGAUGCAGUUCAAGAAGGGCAGCUUCGAGGUCGGCGGCUGGAUCUACCCCGUCGCCAUUAAAUACGACCCCCGCUUCGGCGAUGCGUUCUGGAACAGCUCGCGCUACGGCAUGCUGCACUACCUCCUCAACAUGAUGUCGUCGUGGGCCAUCGUGUGCGACGUGUGGUACCUGCCCCCCAUGCGGAGGGGGGAGAGGGAGGACGCCGUGGCCUUCGCGAACAGAGUGAAGGCGGCCGUGGCGGCCCGGGGAGGGCUUAUAGACCUACAGUGGUGA